Molecule: messenger RNA, 1808 nt
Organism: Melitaea cinxia (Glanville fritillary)
Lineage: Eukaryota; Metazoa; Arthropoda; Insecta; Lepidoptera; Nymphalidae
Gene: Mo25
Product: protein Mo25
Exons: 6
Coding region: 32-1039 (335 amino acids)
Biological process (GO): intracellular signal transduction
Molecular function (GO): protein serine/threonine kinase activator activity
Source: RefSeq, a predicted model, not a curated record
GAAGAUUAUUCGCGUAAGUUAUUUAAAUACUAUGCCUCUUUUUGGGAAAUCUCAGAAGAGCCCCGCGGAGUUAGUAAGAUCUUUAAAAGAUGCGGUUACUGCAUUAGAGAGAGGUGACAAGAAGGCUGAAAAAGCACAGGAAGAUGUCAGCAAGAAUUUGGUCCUAAUCAAGAAUAUGCUUUAUGGCACAUCUGAUGCAGAGCCACAAACUGACAUCAUUGUAGCGCAACUUGCACAGGAGCUGUAUAAUACAAACCUACUCCUACUACUGAUUCAAAAUUUAAACCGUAUCGACUUUGAAGGCAAGAAAGAUGUAGCCCAAGUGUUCAAUAAUGUUUUGAGGCGUCAAAUAGGAACCCGUUCUCCUACAGUCGAGUACAUAUGUACUAAGCCGGAAAUUUUGUUUACUCUUAUGUCAGGAUAUGAGCACCAGGAAAUAGCUUCCAACUGUGGGACAAUGUUGCGGGAGUGUGCUAGAUAUGAAGCUUUAGCCAAGAUAAUGUUAUAUUCAGAUGAUUUUUACAAUUUCUUCCGUUAUGUAGAAGUAUCCACUUUUGAUAUUGCCUCUGAUGCCUUUUCUACAUUUAAGGAAUUAUUAACUCGCCACAAAAUCUUAUGUGCUGAGUUUUUAGAAGCUAACUACGAUAAGGUGUUUAGUCAUUAUCAAAGGCUGUUGAAUUCCGAAAACUAUGUUACUCGACGGCAAAGUUUAAAGUUACUGGGCGAGUUGCUUUUAGAUCGACAUAAUUUUUCUAUUAUGACACGAUACAUUACCAACCCCGAUAACCUUAAACUAAUGAUGAAUAUGCUUAAAGAAAAGUCACGUAACAUCCAAUUUGAAGCUUUCCACGUUUUUAAGGUAUUUGUAGCGAAUCCAAAUAAACCCAAACCAAUAUUGGAUAUUUUGCUAAGAAAUCAGGAUAAGUUGGUAGAUUUUCUCACCAAAUUUCACACAGACCGCUCUGAAGACGAACAGUUUAAUGAUGAGAAGGCUUAUCUAAUAAAGCAAAUUAAAGAGCUUAAGCCAUUAGAACACUAACAUUUAUUUUAUUGCAUUUUAAUAAAUCGCCACUUCCUCCUCAAAAGAAGUUAGUUAUAGAUGCUAUUAUAUUUAAACGCUUCUAAGUCACCGUGUGUCAGAGGGCAUCGUGCGCUGAGACAGGGCUCUGUCAAAAUAAAACAUUGGAAUUCUAAUGGAUUUUACAUUCGGUCUGUGAUGAGUCAGGAAUGAAAGUAUAUUUGUGCUACAAGCAAAUUAACAUUUUUUAAUAAAGAUUUGUAGGAAUUAGAGUUAUUUUAUUGGUUUUACUUAGAUCUUUUGUAAGUUGUUAAUACCAUUUUUAGUUUUAUGACGUGUUUUGUGACAGUUCCUAAGUCACAAUGGAAAUAGUAUAUUUUAUCACAUUAGCUUACGAACCAUUGUUGAAAUUUAAACAUAACGGAAUCGAAAUUUGGAAAGUCGAGAUCUAAGGAUUUUGUAAAUAUGACAUCUUUUUUGUUUAUUUUGUACUCUCAAUAUCAAAAGUAUAGAUUGUUAAAUAUGAAGGAAAUAUAUUUUGUAUAUUGUCAGUAUUGGUUAUUUAUUACGCGAUAGUAAUAUUCCAUAUUUUCUGUACUAAAUUAUUUCGAUAUUUUGAUAACAAUUGCUGUGCUUAAACAUCGUAAUAGUAUUUGCAAUAUUUUCAUGAAUAUUUUUGUAUGUAUUAUCGAAAUUUCUUUAUCCUACAUUUUAAAGUCUAUUUUUAUUUUAUCAGCGACAUUAAUGCAUAGGUACAUUUUUGAAACUGAAUAAAAUAUUUGUAUCAUUA